AUGCAACUGAGGGGUGGUGGUAUUGGUACUGCUGGUGCCACGACCAAUGACAAUGGUGAGACAACCAACCCGACUGCCUUGUCAAUACUUGCACAACAGUGGUGCCAAUUUGCCAGCAAGAAUUUCUUCCUUCUGGGCAUGUUCGUGGCCGUUGGUCUGGCUCGUGCGUUUCCCUUGCUUGGCAGAAGUGGAGGCGUUUUGAGAGCCGAGCUGUUUAUCGGCAAAUUUGGAGUGGCGUGCAUAUUCUUAUUAUCGGGCCUUGUCAUUGGAGCUGUCAGAGUUGAAGCAAGCAGCUUCCAAUCACAAACUCAACACAUCCGUCUUACUGACCACCUUUGGCCUCUGGCCUCUCUUGUGAAUAUGUGUGUCAUUUUGACAACGGCUGCUGGUGGCAGUGUUGCUACAGCUCUUUGGAACGCAGUCAUUAGCAACUUGGCUGGAAUCUUUGUCACUCCAAUUCUUUUACUUCGCUUUUUUGGCAAGUACAUCCAAUUGCCAUUCAUAGAUAUGAUUGUGAAGCUUUGCAGCCAAGUUCUGCUCCCAGUCGCUGCCGGUCAGACCCUUCGCCAUUUUGGUGGCAAGGAAAUUUACAAGAAGAAUGCCAAGUUCUUCAAGAGACUGCAAGAGGUUAUACUCUUAGGCAUUGUAUGGAAUGCAUUCUGCAACACAUUUGCCGGUUCUGGUCUCGGCCUGGAGCUGAGGCAUGCUCUGACCUUGUCGAUACUGAUACCGGCCAUGCACCUGCUCUCGUUGGGUGUGCUCUUUCGGACAUUUUCGUUGCCAAUUUUUAAAUUCACCCGAAGAGAGGUUGUGGCAGCCAUGUUUACAGCAUCUCAAAAGACUUUAGCUUUUGGGCUGCCCCUCAUCAACACAAUUUUUGAAGGUGCUCCCAAUGUGGCUGCUUAUUGCACCCCUCUCAUGUUUGUUCAUCCAUUGCAGCUCAUUCUGGGCUCACUAUGUGUCCCACGAUUGUCAAAAUACGUAGAGGAGGGCGAUGAAGAAGCAAAGAUAGUAACAUAG
Messenger RNA from Seminavis robusta, 1020 nucleotides. The record is from the annotation of a GenBank genome assembly. Lineage: Eukaryota; Bacillariophyta; Bacillariophyceae; Naviculales; Naviculaceae.